UAAACCACGUUCCAGAGACAGCAGGAGUAACUUGCCUGAUCAAAAACUAUGCUGAGAUUUGUGCUACUCUCCCUUUAUAUGGGCUUUGUGGUAGGGAGCUCAAUUCACAGAAUUGGACAUGUGGACAUCACUGACACCCUGCAGGCACAUGUGAUGCAGGGACAGACCACUUUAAAUGAGAUGUUUAAGGAGGUGGAAAAGCUGAUGGAGGACACGCAGCAGAAACUAGAGGAGGCUGUGCACCAGAUGGACAAUGAGUCUUCAAAGUCGUUACAACAUGAACGCAACUUCCCUGACAAUUUUUACAAUGAAACUUCAAGGGAGAUUAAGCUUGGCAAAAGGACCUUCCAACUAACAGAGCGUAUCGACAAGGAAACAGACAAUAAGACUGGGAAAACAGAUUUUUCCAGAACUGUCAUUCAGAACACUGGGCGGUGGAACGAAGUAGAUCAUGAAUGCAUGAUUGAUGAGGAUUGUGGGGACGGCAGCUACUGCCUGGAUGAGAUUGUCACCUCCAGAUGUAUGCCCUGCCAGGCAGCUAAUAUGCAAUGCACAAAGGAUGAGGAGUGUUGUGGCGAUCAGCUGUGUGUGUGGGGUGUUUGCACUCAGAAGAGAACUAAAGGACAGUCUGGAACAAUCUGCCAAUUCCAGAAUGACUGCAGUCCUAAACACUGCUGUGCCUUCCACAAAGCCCUUCUCUUCCCCGUGUGCCGCCCCAAGCCACAGGAACGGCAGGGCUGUAGUGAUCACCCUAACCAGCUAAUGGAACUGUUACUGUGGGACGAGGAAGGCCCACUGGAGAGCUGCCCUUGUGCUGCAGGUCUGCAUUGUCAGCCCCUCGGGAAAGAAUCAGUUUGUGUGGAUGAGAGGAACUCAUCUGGUGAAGGCAUCUUAGACUGAUCACCUGGCUCACAAGGAAUCUGCGGCCAAAAAAAUUCCUGCAGAAUUGGAACUAUAACCAUCAAUCACAAAAUACAUCUCUGCACCUUGCUUGUUUCUUUUCUAAAAUAUAUUCACCUGUUUUGGCAAUGCCUUCAGCUUCUAUGUGUGCAGUAGACCUACAUUAGUAAAAUAAACAGUCCUCUACUAUUGUUUAUUUUAUGUUUAAAUCCAUUCUGUAGAUUUUUCCACAAACUCAGCUGAGAAAAUGUGCAUUCUGUCUGAGCCUCAUUUGUAAUGCCUGUAUCUUCAGAAAGCUUUGCACUCUACCAGCAUUAUAGUGCCUUCUGGGAUGUGCUCUUAUUUGUGAUGCAAGAUUUUUAAGUAACCUUUUUUGUUCAAGAAAUAUUUAGUUAGAUUAUGACAAUGUUGGCCAAGAUGGACAUUUUAAGCAUUCAUAAUAAAUAUGGUCUUU
Xyrauchen texanus (razorback sucker) is the source of this 1354-nucleotide messenger RNA. Its product is annotated as dickkopf-related protein 3-like. Bases 49 to 900 code for a protein of 283 amino acids. NCBI's taxonomy places the organism in Eukaryota, Metazoa, Chordata, Actinopteri, Cypriniformes, Catostomidae. Gene Ontology annotation, biological process: negative regulation of canonical Wnt signaling pathway; multicellular organism development. Gene Ontology annotation, molecular function: receptor antagonist activity; co-receptor binding. Gene Ontology annotation, cellular component: extracellular region. The transcript is spliced from 7 exons. The record is from RefSeq and is a predicted model, not a curated record.